This is a messenger RNA of Anastrepha ludens (Mexican fruit fly), 1677 nucleotides long. RefSeq lists its product as uncharacterized. The record is from RefSeq and is a predicted model, not a curated record. The coding region runs from base 343 to 1677 and encodes 444 amino acids. The transcript has a single exon. NCBI's taxonomy places the organism in Eukaryota, Metazoa, Arthropoda, Insecta, Diptera, Tephritidae.
UUACGGCGUACUUGGUGGCCACCCAAUCACCAUGCGAAGAUCACCGUACCGACGAAGAUCCCUUUGUCAUCCCCAAACCCCCUACAUCCCGUUAUUUCCUCUCCUAGCCCACCCCCUAAUCCAGGGUGUUAUGCGACACCGUGCCCAUUGGAUGGUUUGCAGCCAGGGGGUUCACCAGACCGGCUGUAUUUCAACGGCGCCUUCCUAACACCGGGCCACCUUAGGAAGUAACUGUGGCCUUGCCGCGGCAUAGGGCGCUGCCGUGGUGGACCGUGUUGAAUUCCCCAUUAUAAAAAUAGACCACUGCGCUCGCCUCGUCGAGCAGGUGGUCGUAAGAAAAAGAUGAAUACCAACAAAAAUUUAAGUAACAAAACUUCCACUGCAGCGGGAGCAGGCUACAGUGGUCGUAAUUCUACUGCCAAACACACGAAUAACGCUCUUCAGCGCGGAGGUGCCGUUGUCGACGAAGACUCGGACCGCGAAAGCGUCGGGAGCACUAACACAGCUGAGGAAGAGGCUCUUCUGCGUUCUCCGGCUGGGCCCAAUGGUGCUGCUUCGGAUAGCAAGAUCAGACCAAGGAUCAAGCCUGAUAAAGAGAAGCUGAAGGCCAAAGCCCGAUACAAGGCCGCGGUCAAAGUUUGUGACCGAUUUGGCAGCAAGCCCAACCUGACGAAGCAAGAGGAGGAACGGUUGGCUUGGGCCAGAGAGGAGAUCAAAAAUGGCCGGGCCUUCUACGCAACAAAGCCAAUGUUCGCGGGUUCCAAUCCGAAAUAUGCGAACAAAAUCGAAGAAGAGCUAGCCAUCAAGAGGCAGCGUUCUGCGGAUAGUGAGGCCUCAGGGCCAUCAAAAAAGCAGAAGCACAGGCACGAGACGGCUAAACCGAAAAACGGUGACGAAAGACCUACGACGUCGAAAGCAGCGGCAGCGGCCAGUGAAAUUGCCAAGAGACACCUCAUAGUGGCACUCACUGACCGUAGCGACCAGCUGGGGCGAAUGUCGCAGGAACGGUGGAAGGUAGUGGAAAUGAAGCUACUGGAAACCUUGUUUACAAAAAUGGACGCAGAGCCGGAAGCACCCAUGCCAGCAUUCGACGGAGCAGGGUGGUUCAGCGGCGUCAAAAUCAUAAAAUGCAAGGAUGACCCCACGCUCACAUGGCUAAAGGAAGCGGUAAAUACGCUUCACGGCCUGUGGGAGGGGGCAUCACUGGAAAUUGUUGAUCGCAGCUGCAUUCCCUCAAUACCGAAGGCAAAGGUUUUCAUUCCGCGAGUGGUAAAACCGGAAUAUGCGCUGCGACUACUACAACGACAAAACACGGACGUGCCGACAGACGAUUGGAAAGUGUUGAGUGUGGCAAAACCAGCAACUGAUGAUGGUGGCCAGGACUACAUCAUCCAAAUCAAAAAGCCGGCAGAGGACCUGCUUUACGCGCGAUUCGGGAGGAUGGCUUGGGGAGUUGGUAGCGUGCACCUUCGCCUCAAAAAGCGCAACCCGACAGAUGACAACCACAACACGCUCGCUGCGGGGGAGGUGGAAAAGGAUCUCGGUAUAGAAGAGAUCCUGGAAGCCUCCCUCAAUAUACAGGAAGUGGAGAAGGGUGACUUGGAGGUAGUAUCCAACCCCGAGAAGGUACUGAGGCCAGAUGCUGGAAGUCCUUCAGAUAAACCUCCACAAAAGUAA